Molecule: messenger RNA, 768 nt
Organism: Rhipicephalus sanguineus (brown dog tick)
Lineage: Eukaryota; Metazoa; Arthropoda; Arachnida; Ixodida; Ixodidae
Product: sulfotransferase 1B1-like
Exons: 1
Coding region: 1-768 (255 amino acids)
Biological process (GO): sulfation
Cellular component (GO): cytoplasm
Molecular function (GO): sulfotransferase activity
Source: RefSeq, a predicted model, not a curated record
AUGACGACGUACCCAGAGCUCGCCAAAGAAUGGCGCUUCCUCGAGUUCAUGGACAUCAAGGACUUCAGGUCAUCUCUACCUUUGAGAACAUUCGCUACGCACUUGGCGUUGGACAAGCGUAUGAUGACGGAAGAAGGCAAAUACAUCUACCUAGCUCGGAAUCCGUGGGAUAUCUGCGUCUCCUUCUACCACAUGAUGACCAACGUGAGCCUCUUCGGAUUCCAAAACGGAAAGUUCGAAGAUUUCGUCGAUGCUUUCAUAAGCGGUCACAUGGACUGCGUCGACUACUUCGAACACGUAGCAGCGGGCUACGCUCUCAGGGAACAUCCGAACGUGUUCUUUGUGACUUACGAGGAACUGAAGAAAAACACCCGCGAAGUGUCGCUGAGGCUGGCGUAUUUCCUGGGAGAACAGUACGGCCGCAAUCUGGGAAAGGACGAGGCGUUACUCAAAAAUCUGAUGGAGAGAUCGCAGCCCGAAUACAUGCGCAAUGUAGUGGUGCUGGACUUGACCGGUAAAGAUAACCCACAGUGGAACGAAGUGUUCUCUCGAAAGAAGGUUACCUGCAUCGAAGGCCACAAAGGAGACGAGAACAAGUACGCGUACGUAAGAAAUGGCAAAGUUGGAGGUUGGAAGGAUUACUUCACGCCCGAUCUGCUCCGGAAGAUGGAGAGUCGGAUUCUGGAAGCCGAGAAGGAGUCAACCUUCAUGAACCUCUGGAAGGACAUCAGGGCUGAAGCGAUUGCACACAUGCAGGAUACCGAAUGA